Messenger RNA from Prunus avium (sweet cherry), 2124 nucleotides. RefSeq names its product Major facilitator superfamily protein. The record is from RefSeq and is a predicted model, not a curated record. Gene Ontology annotation, cellular component: membrane. Lineage: Eukaryota; Viridiplantae; Streptophyta; Magnoliopsida; Rosales; Rosaceae.
ACUCUCAUUGAUCAAACGGACAUAAAAACUCUUGUGGUCACUCUCGUUUUGCCAGAAUUUCUGACUUAUUGCUUACUCUUUUCACACAACACCGCUCUCCUCCUACCUCCUCUCCAAAGCCUAAUAAAUAGGUACACCACGCUUUAUAAACCAAUCUUCGGCACAGCAAAAAAUAGUUUCCACUCCAACUCUUAAUAUAUUUAUCCUAUCAUGUCUUCUUCUUCUUCUUCUUCAACAGCUCUCCAAUGGCUAAGCCUUGUGGGAAUAAUAUGGCUCCAAUCCAUCAAUGGAACCAACACCAAUUUCCCAGCUUACUCAUCCCAGCUCAAAAACGUCCUCUCCAUGUCCCAACUACAGCUCAACAAUCUGGCCUUUGCCUCUGAUGCUGGAAAGCUCUUGGGUUGGUUUUCAGGCAUUGCUGCUCUCUACUUACCCCUUUGGCUUGUCCUUUUGAUCGGUUCGCUUCUCGGGUUAAUCGGCUAUGGCAUCCAGUUCCUCUUCAUCACAAACCAAAUCCCAUCUCCCUCCUAUUGGCAGAUUUUCCUCCUCACUGUUGUUGCUGGCAAUAGCAUCUGCUGGAUCAACACUGUCUGCUAUGUUGUCAGCAUUAGGAACUUCCCAUGUCACCAGCAGAUUGCUGUGGGGAUAACAACAAGUUACCAAGGACUGAGUGCCAAGAUCUACACAGAUAUUGUUGGUGCUGCAUUUUCUUCCUCGCCUCAGAGAAAAGCCAAGGCCUAUUUGCUUUUGAACGCUCUGUUGCCACUUGGGGUCGGCGUUGUCGUGGCGCCAUUGGUUAGAGAUAUUGGUGUAAUGGGAGGACCAAGAAACAUGGAAGCUGGGUUUAUUUCGAUGUUUCUGAUAACAAUUGCCACCGGAAUCUACGCCGUGAUCAGCAGUUUAGGGUCGAUUUCUAGCGGGUUAUCUCCCCUGAAAAAUGUGAUAGGUACCGGUGUGUUCCUAUUGGCCCCGUUGGUAAUUCCAAUCGUUGAGAAAAUGAGAGAAAAUUUGUCAAAAAAAUGGAACUUAAACAGAGAGAGAAGAGUGUAUAGUUUUACCAUGGAGGAGAAGAACAAUGGCAUAGGGAGCUUAGAAAUUGUGGCAGUGAAAGAGGGAGAAGAGUUAGAUGGUACCAUGGAGGAGAAGAACAAUGGCAUAGGGAGCUUAGAAAUUGGGGCAGUGAAAGAGGGAGAAGAGUUAGAUGGUAGGCAGGUUCAUGAGCCUUGUGUUAGAGAGGAGAUUGGAGUGAAGUUGAUGGUGACAAGGCUAGAUUUUUGGUUGUAUUUCUUUGUGUAUUUUUUCAGUGCAACACUUGGGUUGGUGUUCUUGAACAACUUGGGACAGAUAGCAGAGUCCCGUGGCUCAUCCAGGACUUCAUCUCUGGUCUCUCUAUCCUCUUCUUUCGGGUUCUUUGGGCGCCUCAUGCCUUCUCUUCUAGACUAUCUCUUCUCAAGGAGCAAGUAUACGAUUUCAAGGCCCGCGUUGAUAGUGGCAUUGGUGGCUCCAAUAGGAGGGGCUUUCUUUUUGCUUCUCAACCCAGCAAGCUUCUCCCUUUUCAUCGGCACAGCCAUUAUAGGAGUGUGCACUGGAGCAAUAACUUCAAUUGCAGUCUCCAUAACCACAGAGCUGUUUGGGACCAAGAAUUUCUCUGUGAACCACAAUGUGGUGGUGGCAAAUAUAUCAAUAGGGUCCUUUGUUUUUGGCUACUUGUCCGCUAUUUUUUACCGCAAGGAAGGAAAUCAAGAAGAUGGGAAGUGCAUGGGAAUGGCUUGCUACAGAAACACUUUUGUCAUCUGGGGUUCUCUUUGCUUUCUUGGGACUGGCCUAGCUUUAGUGCUUUUUGCACGAACACGAAAAUUCUACUCCCAAAGAUCAUAGAAUCUGUUUUUUAAUUUAUAAAUCUUUUAUUUUUAGAAACAUUUAUAGCUGUGUACAGGGAUGACAAAUUGGCCAUGUUGGUAUUUAUUGCAUCCCAAAAAGAAAAGAAAAGAGAAGCAAUUACAGUAUAGGAGGUAGUUAGAUGUUGAUCUAACUCUUUAGGUAGUAGCUAGCUAAUGACCAACCUUUGUUGUUUGUUACACAUGUAUUAUUAAGAAGUUUUGCAGCAUCAUAUCCAUUUUCCCA